GACUACAGUAGCUACGAUAUGACGACGAAGCUACUGUGUUCAGAUCUAUAAUUUUGACGGUGGAAGAGCUACUUCAGCGAUCUGUGGAAGAGCUACUUCAGCGAUGAACCCAUAAACGAUCGGUGGAAGAGCUACUUCAGCGAUCUGUUUAAUGGGAAGCAUUUGAAUCUCUCAUGAUUUGAUCGGCUACACACGAGGGAGGAGGACCAAAACUUCAAUUAUUAUCAAAGAAUUCAAGAAACUGAACUUAAGGAAGCCCUAAAACAAAUGAAGAAUAGCAAAGCAGUGGCCUAGACAACAUUCUGAUUGAUGUUUGGAAAGGUUUAGGAGGAAAAGGCAUUUGGAGGCUAACUAAGCUUUUUAACGAUACUUUAAGAUCUAAGAAGAUGCCUAACAAAUGGAGGAAGAGCAUUUUGGUUCCUAUUUACAAGAAUAAGCAAGAUAUUCAAAGCUGUGUAAGCUACAGAGGGAUAAAACUUAUGAGUCAUAUGAUGAAGUUAUGGGAAAGAGUGGUUAAACAGAGGUUGAGACAAGGGACUUCAAUUUUAGAGAACCAAUUUGGCUUUAUGCCAGGAAGAUCGACUACAGAGGCUAUAUACUUGAUGAGAAAAAUGAUGGAGAGGUACCGAAGUGAAAAGAAAGAUCUCCACAUGGUUUUUAUUGAUUUGGAAAAGGUAUAUGACAGGGUACCAAGAGAAGUUUUAUGGAAGGUGCUAGAGAAAAAAGGAGUAAGGAUUGCUUAUAUUCGUGCGAUUAAGGACAUGUACGACGAGGCUACAACAAGCGUGAGAAGUCAAACUAGGAUAACAGGAGAAUUCCCCAUCAGGGUAGGAUUACACAAAGGGUCAUCGUAAAGCCCAAAUCUUUUUACACUAGUAUUGGACAUUCGUGCCAUGGUGCAAGCUUUUUGUCAAUACAUCAUCCUUAUGAGCGAAUCACAACAGGAUUUGAAUGAGAAGUUGGAUUCGUGGAGACAGGCUUUGGAGUUGCAUGGUGUGCGUGUAAGUCACACUAAAACAGAGUAUAUGGAGUGCAAGUUUGGCAACAGAAGGAGAGACAGUAAUAUUGAGGUGAAAGUUAAAGAAAAUACUAUAACCCAAGUAAUGAAAUCUAAAUAUCUUAGGUGUAUCAUUCAAGACAAUGGAGAAAGAGAAGAUGAUGUUAAUUACACGAUUUAAGCGGGAGGGCACGAAUUAGAACACAUGAGUUUGGGGGCUGCAUCUCCCAUUUUCUCUUACGACAAUAUAAAAUACUACUCCCUCCGUCCUAAAAUGUUUUGCACUUUGCGCAAAAUGAAUUGAAAUUUCAAGUUUUUUCAAUGCAUCUUAUCUAAAGAUGGGUAUGAAAAUAAAAAAUAAAACUUGCAUAUUAAAAAACUACGUCAAAAGUUUUAUAAAACAAGAGAUGAAAAAUGUUUAAGUGUAUCAAAUAAUCAAUGAAAAAACACAAAUAAACAAAUAUUACCGUGAAUUUGGAAUAGUCCACAGUACAAUUCUUUUUUUAGACGAAUGGAGCAAAAGAAAACGAAUUCCAACUCAAACAAGUAUUCAAAUAGUUCCUUCAAAAAAAGUUUUCAAAUAAUUAAAAAUUUUCAAAAUAUAUGGUCCGUAGUAUUAGAUUCAUUUUUAUUCUUAUAUUUAUAAUUGUUUCAAAGCUUCAUUCUUACAUACCAGUACAGAAAAAGGGAAUAGCUGAUGAACCAAAAUUGGAUUUUCUAUUUUUAACGCGAGAGCUAAACGGCAUAGUUUAGGUUUUAAUUAAAAAUCAAACUAAAAACGACAUCGCUUAAUUUAUUUAAAAACAAACCCGAAGUGCCUUAUUUAGAAAGAAAAAGAUCGGAGGUCAAGCUUGACCCGUUGAGCACCGCACAUGGGGGGCACAACAUUUCCGGGCAGAGCAACCCAUCGCCGACACUAGUAUACUAUAGCUCUUCGCCGGCAGUUCACCAGGGGGCACGUGCCCGGG
Molecule: messenger RNA, 1965 nt
Organism: Cuscuta campestris
Lineage: Eukaryota; Viridiplantae; Streptophyta; Magnoliopsida; Solanales; Convolvulaceae
Source: the annotation of a GenBank genome assembly